Messenger RNA from Bipolaris zeicola 26-R-13, 150 nucleotides. RefSeq lists its product as uncharacterized. The annotation marks the transcript as partial. The transcript has a single exon. The record is from RefSeq and is a predicted model, not a curated record. NCBI's taxonomy places the organism in Eukaryota, Fungi, Ascomycota, Dothideomycetes, Pleosporales, Pleosporaceae.
CCGAAUGUUUUGCUUAUCUUCGUAUUUCUUCUCGUAAGUAUCUCCUCUCGUACCAUAUCUUACUCUCCAAGACUUGAUGUCAUGGGCCUUGAGCACAAUGGACUUCACCGACUGUACUGGGGGCGGGAUGUGACUUGCGAGUAUUUCUGA